AUGGGGAUGCAAGGCCCGCUCGUGGCCCAGGCCCUGGGCCGCUCGCCAUUUGACGAUGUAGUUCAAGGCGAAGGUGAAGAUGAUCCGCGGAUACCAAGUCAGCAAUACGACCAUGGUGGACGUCCAAUCAAUCCUGACACUAUGAGGAUCAACAGGGACAUCAUCCGGUCACACAACCAGGUCAUGUUUAUCAUUGGCAUAGCUGAACCUGAAAAUCCAGGCCCCGAAGUUGAUUCGCAGAGACGACAUGGCGCCUAUGAAGAAGCAAUUGGGCUGAAGCUGGCAUCCUCUGCUAAGCGCUGUGUGGAGGCAGUUGGGCUAUUUGGUGUCAAUGGCCUAAGAGAUCGGAUUCUGAUUUAUAAAAGAUAUUCCCGAAUUCCAUUUUGGGAACUAUAUCAGCAAGCGCGACAAGAUUUCUCAAUCUCCAGGGAUAUUCUUCCUGGUGCUCCCGCAAACUUGUUGUCAAAUUACAUCGAGUUCUCAGUCGCCCGUUUGUGGCUUGGUGAGCAAGAAAAACUGACUGCUCGGCGCUGUCAGUGGCUGCCCAGUCCCUCCUUUUUUAUCCCCUUUACUCAAGAAUCACCGAUUGUCGCCCCGCCGCCGCCCGAAAACUUUGGCGUCUCUGCAAUUCUGCAGUGGCUGGGCAGUGCUUUAAUAACCAACGCCCCAUUUCUUGUUUUUGUUAUGACUCAACGAAUGGUUCGUGAUUGGAAACCGCACAUAUGGGCCGAGACUUUCAAGCGUCUUCCCAGCACGGUCUUCCGUGGUAAGACGAUACCACAAGCUCCGCCAUCAAUGUCACAGUCUUUCAUGAACGAGGCUCCUAGUGAGAUUCACAGCAAUGAAGGAGGUUCGCCCGUUGCGCCCGUGGAUAGCCAAAUGCCAACCGACACGGGAAGCAUGGAAGUUGUUCGUCGACCCAGUAUAUUCUCGGCAAGAGGUGAUGAUUAUGGGAGCGAUGAGGAGGACAACGAUGUGAUAAGAGCGACCCUCAUCAGUUUUGACGUCGAAGCGACUGAGUCUACAGAUGCUCCCCAAGGGCUGUGGAGUGCAGAAUUGCGGCCAAGCGUUGCCAACACAGAUUCAAGAGCAUCUGUCAGUUCUCAGCCAACAUAUUUAGAUACACUGCUCACCCAGAUUCCGGCACUGUUGGCGUCGCAUAUGCUUGCCAACUCCAUAACACGGUUGUUGAUGACCCCAUAUGAUGCAGCUGCCCUGCGUCUAGUGGCACGAGCAUUUUGCUUGCGAAAUGGCCUACCCUGUGAAGACAUAUGCGAGACUAAUCUUCUCAGUGGCUGCUCUUGGACGUCACUUAUGAACUAUCUAGGGACAGAGUAUUUGCACCUCUUCCUCACCACCGAGGUUUGGGCGGUUUUCACUGGCCUUUCCCAGUGGUAUCAUUUCUCCGAGGAAGAGUGGACAGCUGAAGAAGCAAAGAACUAG
Messenger RNA from Trichoderma breve, 1443 nucleotides. RefSeq lists its product as uncharacterized. The transcript has 4 exons. The record is from RefSeq and is a predicted model, not a curated record. The coding region runs from base 1 to 1443 and encodes 480 amino acids. NCBI's taxonomy places the organism in Eukaryota, Fungi, Ascomycota, Sordariomycetes, Hypocreales, Hypocreaceae.